Bacillus rossius redtenbacheri is the source of this 972-nucleotide messenger RNA. RefSeq names its product putative endo-beta-N-acetylglucosaminidase. Lineage: Eukaryota; Metazoa; Arthropoda; Insecta; Phasmatodea; Bacillidae. The transcript has a single exon. Gene Ontology annotation, molecular function: protein binding. The record is from RefSeq and is a predicted model, not a curated record. The coding region runs from base 1 to 972 and encodes 323 amino acids.
AUGGCGGUGUUCGCAGCCACGCAGCGGGCGUCGAGCGGCAAGGCCUGGGUGCUCCACCGGCGCGCCUGGGUGCUCCACCAGAGCGCCUGGGUGCUCCACCAGCGCGCCUGGGUGCUCCACCAGCGCGCUUGUGUGCUCCACCAGCGCGCCUGGGUGCUCCACCAGCGCGCCUGGGUGCUCCACCAGCGCGCCUGGGUGCUCCACCAGCGCGCCUGGGUGCUCCACCAGAGCGCCUGGGUGCUCCACCAGAGCGCCUGUGUGCUCCACCAGAGCGCCUGGGUGCUCCACCAGAGUGCCUGGGUGCUCCACCAGCGCGCCCGGGUGCUCCACCAGCGCGCCUGUGUGCUCCACCAGAGCGCCUGGUUGCUCCACCAGCGCGCCCGGGUGCUCCACCAGUGCGCCUGGGUGCUCCACCAGCGCGCUUGGGUGCUCCACCAGCGCGCCUGGGUGCUCCACCAGCGCGCCCGGGUGCUCCACCAGCGCGCUUGGGUGCUCCACCAGCGCGCCUGGGUGCUCCACCAGCGUGCCUGGGUGUUUCACCAGAGCGCCUGGGUGCUUCACCAGCGCGCCUGGGUGCUCCACCAGCGCGCUUUAGUGCUCCACCAGCGCGCCUGGGUGUUCCACCAGCGUGCCCGGGUGCUCCACCAGCGCGCUUGGGUGCUCCACCAGCGCGCCUGGGUGCUCCACCAGCGCGCCCGGGUGCUCCACCAGCGCGCUUGGGUGCUCCACCAGCGCGCCUGGGUGCUCCACCAGCGUGCCUGGGUGUUUCACCAGAGCGCCUGGGUGCUUCACCAGCGCGCCUGGGUGCUCCACCAGCGCGCUUUAGUGCUCCACCAGCGCGCCUGGGUGUUCCACCAGCGUGCCCGGGUGCUCCACCAGCGUACCUGGGUGCUCCACCAGAGCGCCUGGGUGCUUCACCAGAGCACCUGGGUGCUCCACCAGCGCGCCUGGGUGCUCCACCAGAGCGCUUAG